Molecule: messenger RNA, 2095 nt
Organism: Solanum dulcamara
Lineage: Eukaryota; Viridiplantae; Streptophyta; Magnoliopsida; Solanales; Solanaceae
Product: protein Brevis radix-like 2
Exons: 5
Coding region: 731-1837 (368 amino acids)
Source: RefSeq, a predicted model, not a curated record
GUGACACACUGAGUUGUAAGAGGGGGAGAGAGAGCGAGAAAACAACUUGCCACAACCCUCACUUUGAAUUUUGAUACUUGGUCCGUUAUAUAGCAUCGAAAACCCCACAAAUCUCAACAGCCCUUUCUCAUCUUUUCUCUCUCUCACUUUCUACCUGUAACUGCUCAAGUUUCACAGACAAAAAAGAGAGUGAUGAGUAACUGGGGAAGAAUGGAAAAUGAGCAAUAAUAGUAUAUUUGAUUUGAGUAACGAAAGCAUAGUGAGAUCCAGCUCUCUCUCGUGAUCUCAUCUAAUCCACCCCAACUUAUACUAUACCCCCUAUUUCCGCCUUUAACGCCUCGGUUACUCCAUCCCUCCUUACUAUUUUACUCUUUUUUUUUCCUCCUUUUCACAAAAACCAACUUCAUCUCUCUCUCUCUCUCUUUCUUUCUUCGCCAUAUUCGAAUUGAGCUGUUGUUUGAGAUUGAUCCCAAGACUAGCAUUUGCAUUUGCAUUUGCUUGUUUGCUUUUCAGAUGUAUAUCUAUUUUCAAUGUUCAAAAAGCCUCAUAUUCUGAAUAGUAUAUACUAUUAAGCCUCUGUUUCUCUUCUACUCUGUUUUCGUGGAUAAAUUUUGUCACAAGAGAUGAGUGCUUAGUUCUUGACAUUGACCUCAAUUUGUCAUUCAAUUUCUAAUAGGAUAUUUCUUCUAAGUGGGUAUUUUGCUUGGAGAUUGAGGUUGGGAAUUCGAGAAUGUUGACUUGUAUAGCUUGUUCGAAGCAGCUCAAUACUGGAUCUCUGCGUGAACCAGAGGAAGAUGAUACGGCUGCAACACCCAGUACAAAGCAAGCUAUUAAAGCCCUUACUGCUCAGAUCAAGGAUAUGGCAGUUAAAGCUUCAGGAGCGUAUAAAAACUGUAAGCCAUGUUCUGGCGGUUCAAAUCAUAACCAGAACCCUAACUAUGCUGAUUCUGAAACUGGGUCUGUGUCUGGAAGAUUUCAUUACUCGUAUAAAAGGGCUGGGAGUUCAAAUUCGACACCAAGGGUGUGGGGUAAGGAAAUGAAAGGGAGAUUGAAAGUUCUGUCUAGUGGUGAAAGUACGCCGGUAUCAGUAAGUGGCCGGAGUGAAUCGGUCGUCGGUAUGGAAGAUGACGAGUCCAAAGAAUGGGUUGCUCAGGUGGAACCCGGUGUUCUAAUCACGUUUGUUUCUCUACCUGAGGGUGGAAACGAUCUGAAACGAAUUCGAUUCAGCCGUGAGCUAUUUAACAAGUGGCAAGCUCAACGUUGGUGGGCUGAGAAUUAUGACAAGGUCAUGGAACUAUACAAUGUUCGUAGGUUCAAUCGACAAGCAGUACCAUUGCCAAUCCCUCCGAGGUCUGAAGAUGAGAACUUAAAGCUUGAAUAUGCUGAGAGUAGUCCGGUAACACCUCCACUAACCAAAGAGCGUCUCCCUAGCCACUUUCAUCGUUCAACAGGGGUGGACCACUUGUCAUCAGGCUGUCUUGAAAGAGAUCCAUCACAAUCUCAUCAUUAUUAUGAUGCUGGUGGUCUCACUUCGACCCCUAAGCUCUCCAACAUCAGUGCGACAAAAAGUGAGACACCAUCAAUGGACGCAUCUGCACGGACUAGCUCUUCAAGGGAGGCUGAUCGCUCAGGAGAACUGUCUGUUAGCAAUGCCAGUGACGUUGAGACCGAAUGGGUUGAAGAAGACGAGCCUGGAGUCUAUAUCACGAUUCGAACGUUGCCUAGUGGUACUCGAGAGCUUAGAAGAGUCAGGUUCAGUCGCGAAAGAUUUGGAGAAAUGCAUGCGAGGUUGUGGUGGGAAGAGAACAGAGCCAGGAUCCAAGAACAGUACUUGUGAUUUAGGACAUAAUUUGGAGUUGUUAAAAUUAAAUUCAUCCAUAAUUGGUAUAUUAGUGCUCCUUUAUUUAGUAUCAAUCUGGGCUACUCUUUGUUUUCUUUCUCUUAAACUAGUACUUGGGUUUUUUUUCCUGGGUGAAAAGGUUUAUUUGAGGUUGUAAUUGAUUUGUAGUGAUUGUUGAUGAAGAAAUAUAGACAAAUAUUGCAAUUCACAUGAAACGUAGCUCAUGUUUUUAUAUAUGUAGCUACUUUGCCAUGA